AUGAAGCUCGAAUUUUUGCCAAUCGUUCUUUUGGGUCUAGCAACCGUUAGCUCAUCUGCUCCAAUUGAUUCAAGAGUAAAUUCCCAAGAUAUCAUCAAGAGAGCUGACGUGACCCCAGAGGAAAGCAAGGUGAUCUCCAAUGGCAUUGAUCAUGUCGAAGAAAAUGCAUCUGAAAUCAAGCAGAGGCUCCAAGCUUUGGAAGAAAAAGCUAGUGCGCAAAUUUCCAAGGAUAAGGCGGCGGCGGCUCAGAAAGGAAUCUCUGCUAAGAAAGCUUUGUUGCUUGGAGGAGGCGCUGGUCUUCUUGGUAGUAUUGGCGGUAGUUACUUUGGUGGUAAGGCAGGAGGCUUUGUUGGGGGUACUGUUGGUGGAGUGGUUGGUGGAGAAGCAGGUGCUAGUAUACAUGAUAAAAACUCUACUCUGGUGGCUUCUGUUCAUUGA
Saccharomycopsis crataegensis is the source of this 438-nucleotide messenger RNA. RefSeq lists its product as uncharacterized. The coding region runs from base 1 to 438 and encodes 145 amino acids. The record is from RefSeq and is a predicted model, not a curated record. Lineage: Eukaryota; Fungi; Ascomycota; Saccharomycetes; Ascoideales; Saccharomycopsidaceae. The transcript has a single exon.